AUGCAAAACGUUUAUGACUACGAGGCUGACGAAAGCGAAGAAGCGACACUGUCUGAUUUGUCCACAGCAGCAUACAUCAGUUCGCAUUGGGUGCCAUCUGAUGCGGAGUCUAAGCUAAAGGCAGAUGUAGUCAUUUUUAAUAUUGAGCCUAUGCCUGCUUGGUCUGUUUCUGGAAACACUCGUUUUGCAACCGAUUUUGUGACUCCAGAUGUCAAAACUUUAGUAGCCCAGUGCUCGAAAGGUCAUAAUACUUUUCAAGAUGUUUUGGCUAUUUGCCAUGUGUAUCGAUUGAAUGAGCAUGUGCUGUACACUGAGACAUCUAGUGAGCUAGCUGAGGCAGAAGUAAGAGAGUGGACCGCCACUGUUCUUUCCAAUUUGUCUGUGCAAAAAGUCUAUGUUGUUGGGCUAGAUCUAACAGGAUAUGCUCCUGGAGUCGUAGCUUCUGGGUUAACAAUUCCCAAGGCACUGGUUAAAGGACUAUCGACACUAGGACUUCUUUUGCCUAAAUCUGACGGUGUUCUGCACAAGGCUGUUUUAGGGCUUGAAUCAUGCCAUGAUCUGUUGCAUAAAUUUCCCAUCGAUACAAUGUUUGAAGAUUCAAACCACAUCAUUCCAUCCACUGCUCUGUAUGUUUAA
Messenger RNA from Batrachochytrium dendrobatidis JAM81, 636 nucleotides. RefSeq lists its product as uncharacterized. NCBI's taxonomy places the organism in Eukaryota, Fungi, Chytridiomycota, Chytridiomycetes, Rhizophydiales. The transcript is spliced from 4 exons. The record is from RefSeq and is a predicted model, not a curated record. Bases 1 to 636 code for a protein of 211 amino acids.